Molecule: messenger RNA, 408 nt
Organism: Capsella rubella
Lineage: Eukaryota; Viridiplantae; Streptophyta; Magnoliopsida; Brassicales; Brassicaceae
Exons: 1
Coding region: 1-408 (135 amino acids)
Source: RefSeq, a predicted model, not a curated record
AUGGAGGAGCUGAAGGAGCUAAACCUAUUGGGUGAAAGUGAAGUCGUCGAAAUCCCAGAUCUGGAGAAUGAAGACCUAAUAGAAGAAAACUCCAUGAGUGUGAUCGUAAGAUGUUUAAACCCAUCAGCCCACAAGGUAGGAGGUUUGGUAAAAGCUCUACCCUCAAUUUGGGGUAUGUACGACAGAGUAAAAGGAAGAGGUGUAGGUGAAGACAGGGUCCAGUUCAUCUUUGAGAGUGAAGGGGAUCUGUAUCAUGUCCUCUAUAGAGGCCCUUGCUUUGUUAAUGGAUGGAUAGUUACAUUGGAUCAAUGGAAACCAAACCCGGGGCCAGAUUUCUUGAGAAGCAUUCUCUUUUGGAUCAGGAUAAAAGGUAUUCCCAUCCAUCUUCUGAAGAAGCAGACGGUCUGA